CGGUAGUGGGUGCGGCUGCUGCAACUCCGUGCCGCGAUUCAUGCGGAGGUGACGGCAGCAGUGGUGACGCCGCCAUCAAAAUAAAAUAUCCAUUCGGCAGUACGCAGGCAUGCUAGACUGCCGCAACACCACCGCCGGCCGCGGCCUCUUCCUCUUAUCCGGGGGCAGCGGCUACAAGGUGCAGGGGAUAGACUACGAGCACAGAGUGAUGACCAUCCAAGACACUUCCAUCCCCACCUGCCUCAAUCCUAAUACAAACCAACAACAACCACAACAGCACACCAACAACAACAACAACAACAACACCGCCUUCCUCCUGAUCAACUCCGACCUCAUCGCCCCCUCCUACGACACCGUCGUGGCCAUCCUUAACUGCUCCCUCGACUCCCCUCUUCUCCACAGCAAAAGCAGUUUCUGUUUCCCGAAUUUGCCCUCCACCUUUGGCGGCGGGACCUGCAACGACCUCUACGGGGCCUGCGACGCCUUCAGGAACUUCUUAAUAAGGCUGCCGGGCGGCGGCAACGCCAGUACUACUACCCCUCCCUGCUGCUUCACCACCUACUCCACCCUCGCCUACAUGCAAAUGGACAUGCUUGACUGCACGCAUUAUACCAGCUUCUACGCCACCGAUGACAUGUUGAGGAAUGGCGGCGGCAGCCCCACAGGGCGGACGCCGCCGAUGCUUUGGGCUUAUGGGAUCAAGCUGUCUUUUGCCCUACCGCCAGACGGGGUGGGGUGCGAUUGCUGCAUCCGCACCGGGGGUACCUGCGGCUUUGACGUCGUCACACGUGCUCCUUCCUGCAUCACCUCCUCCUCCUCUUUGACUACUACCAAUUACACCACAGUGUCGAGACUAGUGUGCGGUAAUUAAUUACUCCCUAAUUGUUCAUUGAGCAAUGUUACCUAAAGUAUAUAAAAAUUAUAGUUAACUAAAUUAACUAAAUUUAU
Molecule: messenger RNA, 948 nt
Organism: Cuscuta campestris
Lineage: Eukaryota; Viridiplantae; Streptophyta; Magnoliopsida; Solanales; Convolvulaceae
Source: the annotation of a GenBank genome assembly